Molecule: messenger RNA, 1080 nt
Organism: Cyphellophora europaea CBS 101466
Lineage: Eukaryota; Fungi; Ascomycota; Eurotiomycetes; Chaetothyriales; Cyphellophoraceae
Exons: 1
Coding region: 1-1080 (359 amino acids)
Biological process (GO): secondary metabolic process
Cellular component (GO): cytoplasm; cytosol
Molecular function (GO): hydrolase activity; carboxy-lyase activity
Source: RefSeq, a predicted model, not a curated record
AUGACUCUCCUAAACCAUGCUUCUGCAAGUGGUCAGGGCCAUGGUAACGGUCUCUUUACUCCGAAGAUUGACACACACUCCCAUGUGUAUCCUGACUUCUACCAACAAGCUGUCAUAGAUGCAGGGUGGACGCCCGGGCCAGAUGGCAAUGCAGCUCCUCCUAAUUGGACCCUUGAAUCUCAUCUUGCCUUUAUGGACACCAACAAUAUCGAGAGGAGCAUUGUCAGCUGUUCCAGCCCAGGAACGUUUCUCGAACCCAACAACACCGAAGCAGGAGUUGCCUUGACGCGAAGGUUCAACGACUUCAUCGCAGAUCUGAAGAGACAGCAUCCAGAUCGCAUCGGGUUUUUCGCAUCUCUGCCGCUUCCAUCCAUCCAAGAUGCUCUUGAUGAGAUAGACAGAGCCAUAGUGCUUGGAGCUGACGGUUUUGUGCUUUUGUCUAACUAUCAUGGCUUGUAUCAUGGUGAUCCAAAAAUGAAGGUAAUCUACGACAAGCUCAAUUCGCAUGGAGCAGUCAUCUUCAUUCAUCCGACCAACCCGUGUCCGAGGGACGCACCGAUGGACAAGUCAGGCACUGCACGACUUGACUCACUCGCACCAUUGAUGAAUGUUUUCCAGGCACCGACCCUGGAAUUCAUCUUCGACACCACCCGAACAGUUGCGGAUAUGAUCACGUCGGGAACGGUCGCCGCCAAUGAGAACUUGAGAUGGAUCAUCCCACACUGUGGUGCAGCUAUACCAGCAGUGCUCGAUAGAUUCGUUCGGAUUGGUCGCAUUCUCGGCCCCAAAGCAGGAUCUGAUCGCGAUGCCGUACCAUACAACACUACAAGCGCAGUGGCUCUUAUGCAGCGACAAUUUUGGUUCGAUCUCGCCGGAUUCUCCAUGCAUAGCCAGAUUUGGACCAUGGCAAGACUUUUUGGAGCGGAUAAAUUCCUCUAUGGCAGCGAUGCCCCGUUCACAGCCUUUCCAGCCGCUAUUGCUCUUAGCAAAGAGAUGAAUAUCACUCUUCCACAGCUUUUCAAUGAGCAAGAAAUAGGAAUGAUCUUCCAACACAACGCUCGAGCGUUGUUGUCAAAAUGA